UAGCUCUGUAGACCAGGCUGGCCUCAAACUCACAGAGAUCCGCCUGCCUCUGCCUCCUGAGUGCUGGGAUUACAGGUGUGCACCACCACCGCCUGGCCUCAACUACUUAUUGAACAGAUCAUCAGUGAGAAAAGGAACUCUGUCAAGACUCAUGGCACUUCUGCCCAUGGCUCCUGCCACUGGGGCCUCGCCACCCCACAGUCUGUUGAUGCAGAGGUGAAAAACGUACUUAAGGCCCUGGCUCAUCUCUCCACUCCCAGUGUGACUUAAGGCACAAAGCACUUUCUUUCAGAAACACCAGCUUGUCACCUGUGGAAUGUGAAGAUUCCAACCUAGGGAAAGGCUUGGUAGGAGAGGGUACCCUUUCCUUUGCCGCCGCCGCUGGGGAGGCAGCCUGGGAUGGGAGUGUCACAGGGGAGGGAACAGUCUUGGCAAAGCCUUUUUCUGUCCCUCCCUCCCCCAAGCUGCCCUUGGUGACAAGGCAGAGGACCUACACUGAGCUCUCUUUACUCUACCCCAGUUCCGGAACAUGAGUGUUGGAGCCAUGAACAAGAUCUUCCCCCAGGGAGAUUCCGAGAGCCACGCUGCUGCUGGAAAGCGAGCCCGCCCUGGAGGGGAAGGCUGCGGCCCCUGCUGCUGCUCCCGCCGUGGGGCCUGCCUCUCGGCCUCCCUGCUGCUACUGCUGGCCGGGCUCGCCGUCUUGCUUGUCGUGGCCACUGUCCUCGGACGUCCGCCCCGCACCCCAGAGACCCGGUUCUGUGUGACAAUGACCAACAGGACGGGCUUCUUAUGCCAUGACCGAAGGCAGUGCAUCCCGGCCCACAGGGUGUGUGAUGGCAUCCGCACCUGUGCCCAUGGUGAAGAUGAGGAGGAGAGCUUGUGCCGAGAUGUGCCCCAGAGCCUCCCCAGUUUCCUCCUGGCCCACUGUGGAGACCCAGCCUCCUGGAUCUACUCGGACCAGAAAUGUGAUGGCACCAACAACUGUGGGGACUGCUCGGAUGAACUGAGCCCAGUGACUGUGUGCCCACCUUGUGGCCCGGGAUGGUGGCCCUGCACUCCCACUGUCUUCAGGUACUGCAGCUGCAUCCCAAGGGUCCUGUGCCGGGACCGCGUACAGCACUGUGCUGACUGGUCAGAUGAGUACAUCUGUCCUGGACCCUGAGUGGACCUCCCUCCACAGCAUGGAAGCGGGCAUCGGGACCUUCCGCCAGAGCAUCGAACCCUAGACCACACAGGCAGGAAGGAACCUCUGACGUCAUCCAGUGACAGCCUCCCACUCUCUCUAACUCGGAAUUACCUUUCCUCUUUUCAAGGCUCUCAGCCUUUACCUGGGCACCUCCAAUGACAAGGAGCUCACUUCCAUGUUAGACAGCUUCUAACAAAGAUGAGGCGAGUCUGCCUCCAUCUUUUUAGGCCUGCCUAUGGGACCACACAGAGGAAAUACGCUCCUUGGCUCCAGGGCAGGCCUGAAGGUCCCAAUCUUGUCGAUGUUUUUAGAGACAGAUAAAUGUGUGGCUCAAAUGCCGAGCAGAGGAGUUUAGCCCCCGUGGAUAGAAAACAAAGUACACACAUUUACCACCGUCCAUCUGCUGCCCAAGGCAGAACUGCUGAGAUCUCAGGCCGCUGGAGCAUGUUGCUCAGCUCACCAGCAGCCCCCAGUUGACCACAUGGGACGCACGUGGUAUCCUUCUAGCGCCCCAGGCUCCUAGUGGCUGGAGAGUGGGAGGCCCGGAGAGAGGAUCAGUGCCUUCAGCCUCUGCCGGCCCUGCUUCAGCCGACACUCUUCUGCAGGUUGGCAUUUUGGUCCUGAAGCCAGAGUGAGCCAUCUCCCUGAGUUCCUUCUAGCUUCGCGGCACCUAGGCAGGCAAGGGCAGAUGUACUUUUAGACAGAUGGGGAAACUGAGGCCCGGGGGCUAACUUGCCCAGGAUCAACGCUGGAACUGGGACUCAACUUCAGUCUCAAAGUCAGCCUGUGGAACCCUGACCUUAGGGCCUUCCCCACUCGUAAAGAAUAGAGCCACACCUUGGCUGGGGGGAGGGGGGUGACUAUAAAGAGGUAGCUUGAGGGACCAAAAGUAACCCGUCCUAAUCCUGAAAGAGAAACUUGGGAUCUGGCUAUGUGGAGGGCCCCUGUGGGAAGACACAGAGAUAACCCGCUGGAAAUGAAUAAAACUGGUUUUCUAUGUUAGUGUCUUAUAAGGUUUGACCUGAAAAUGGCACCAAAGGAGCCAGUGAGCUCUGGCCCUUCAUUAGUUCUUUCAUUGAUUCGUGCAUUCAUUCAGCCAUUUCUGAACCGAGCUGGGAGCUGGGCCCCCAGAGAAGAGGCCUGGGGCCCAGCACACGAGCAGCGUGAGUCCUUGUGGGGAACCCAUGUCACCCCAUGCAGGGAUGAGUGAGGCAAGCGGGGAUGCUAGGCCCCAGCGACCCUGCUUGAGGGAUGUCCAGCCUCAGCUUGACCCUUCAGCUGGAUGUCUCUGCAGAAGGCAGGCAGGGGUUGUCUUCAGGAGGAGGGACCAUGUGAGCCACAUGACAGUUCUCCUCACCCAUGGACCGUCCAACAGGCUGGAGCAGCCAAAGCAUGGGCAUAUGUGAAAAACAAAGAUGCUCACUUCAUAAUAAGAGUACCGGAGACUCAGCCGAGCAAAAGCAAAUCAAUUUAUUUAACGAUCUUGCAAGGCAUCAGCCCGGACUGGCAGGCUUGCCUCGUGAGUGCAGUUAGCAUUUAUAACCCCUAGUGCGUUUGUGAAUAAUCAGGAGGGCACAGUCUCACAGACCAUCGAGGUUUAAUCUGACCCUCUCCUUCACAUUUGUCUUUUUCUCAGCAAAAACUUUGCAUGGUUUCAUCUGUUUUAUACCCUGUUUAUUUUAAGGCUUAUCAGAUGUGUGCAGGCAAGCUUGGCUGUGAGUAAUUUUCUGUUCUAAACUUCUAGUGUGGACAGGGGUGGGUAGCUUAGCAGAGUUUGGAUAGGGGCAUGUGGACUAGCAGGCAUUAGCAGAGGACCAGCAUUUUCUGGUCAGUUUGCACUGGGCCUCAGUUGACUCAAGGCACCUUGGAAAAGGAAUCAUCAGAUUUUUCUCACAAGGCGGGGGGCAGGCACAGUAGUGGGCAGAGGGUCCAGCUUGCAGGCAGUGGGGUGACAUCGGGGAGAUUAAGCCAGGAACAUGGACUGUUUUAACAGUAUCUAAAACCUGUCUCUGCUGGACGGUGGUGGCAUUCACCUUCAAUCCCAACACUCAGGAGGCAGAGACAGGUGAAUCUCUGAGUUCGAGACCAGCCUGCUCCAGGACAGCCACGGCUACACAGAAAAACCCUGUCUUGAAGUGUUUCAAAAUAAAAUAAUAAAACCUGUCUCUUGGUGCCUU
Peromyscus maniculatus bairdii (prairie deer mouse) is the source of this 3363-nucleotide messenger RNA. It is a transcript of the gene Ldlrad1, whose product is annotated as low density lipoprotein receptor class A domain containing 1. Lineage: Eukaryota; Metazoa; Chordata; Mammalia; Rodentia; Cricetidae. The record is from RefSeq and is a predicted model, not a curated record. Gene Ontology annotation, molecular function: protein binding. Gene Ontology annotation, cellular component: plasma membrane.